AUGGCGACGCUUGUCCACGUCGGUCACUUUGGCCGUCCUCUCUGCAGCGGCCAGGCCCUGCCGCUGCUUCUCGCUGGAAUACUGGCCGCCGCGCUGGCAAUCAAAGCCGCCGCGUGGUGCGCGCGCAAGCGGCACCUGGCCGAGAUCCCGCUCGCCAACCCUCCUAGCUGGCUCUUCUUCAGCCGCCCGGCCGAGCGCGUGGCGCUCGUGCGAUCGGCCGCCGAGGCCCUCCUCCGGGCCAGGGACGACUUCCCCCACGGCCCUUUUCGUUUUCUCUCCGACUGGGGCGAGCUGCUCAUCCUGCCGCCCGAGUUCGCCGAAGAGAUUCGCAACGAGCCGAAGCUGAGCUUUGGCCUCGCCGCCAUGCGGGACAAUCACGCCAAUAUCCCGGGCUUCGAGACGGUCAGAAUCGUCGGACGAGACGACCAGCUGCUACAGGCCGUGGCGAGGAAGCACUUGACAAAGCAUCUGGCAAAGGCUAUCGAGCCCCUCUGCGCGGAAGCAUCGCUCGCCCUGGCCGUCAACUUGGGCGAAUCGCCCGACUGGCAGACGGUGCGUCUGCAGCCCGCGGUGCUGGACAUCAUCGCGCGGCUCUCGUCGCGCGUCUACCUCGGGGAGCAGCUGUGCCGCAGCCAGGACUGGCUGGCGGUGACCAAGACGUACGCGACGGCCUUUUACGCGGCGUCGUCGAAGCUGCGCAUGUUCCCGCGCGCGCUGCGGCCCCUCGUGCACUGGUGGAUGCCCGAGUGCCGGCGGCUGCGGGCGCAGCGCCGCGCGGCCGAGGCCAUCAUCCGGCCGCUGGUCCGGCGGCGCCAGCAGGCAAAGCAGGCGGCGGCGGCGGCCGGCCAUCCCGCGCCGGUGUUCCACGACGCGCUCGAGUGGGCGGAGCAGGAGGCGGCAACGGCGGCGGCGGCGGCGGCGGCCGGCCGGUCCCGGAGCUGCGACCCGGUCGUCUUCCAGCUGGCCUUGUCGCUGCUGGCCAUCCACACCACGUACGACCUGCUGCAGCAGGCCAUGACGGACCUGGCCAGCAAUCCGCAGUACAUCGGGCCGCUGCGGGACGAGGUGGCGCGCGUCGUCGGCCAAGACGGGUGGAGCAAGGCGUCCCUGUACAAGAUGAAGCUGCUCGACAGCGCGCUCAAGGAAACCCAGCGCCUCAAGCCAGGCAGCAUCGUCACCAUGAGGAGAGUCGCCACCGACGACGUGGCGCUGUCCAGCGGCCUCGUCCUCAAAAAGGGCACGCGGGUCAACGUCGACAAUCGCCGCAUGACCGACGCCGCCGUCUACGCGGACCCGCGCGUCUACAACCCGUGGCGCUUCUACCAGAUGCGCCUGCAGCCCGGAAAGGAGCACGUUGCGCAGCUGGUGUCCACCAGCCCGGACCAUCUGGGCUUCGGCCACGGCCUCCACUCGUGCCCCGGCCGCUUCUUCGCGGCAAACGAGGUCAAGGUGGCGCUCGGCCACAUGCUGCUCAAGUACGACUGGAAGCUGGCCCCGGCGACGGACAAGACGCCCGACUGCAGGGGGAUGCUUGCCAAGGCGAGCCCUACCACGGACGUAAUGAUUCGGCGACGCCACGACGAGGCGGACACGGGUGCUGCGGCUCGAGAGUAA
Ustilaginoidea virens is the source of this 1614-nucleotide messenger RNA. RefSeq lists its product as uncharacterized. Lineage: Eukaryota; Fungi; Ascomycota; Sordariomycetes; Hypocreales; Clavicipitaceae. The coding region runs from base 1 to 1614 and encodes 537 amino acids. The record is from RefSeq and is a predicted model, not a curated record. Gene Ontology annotation, molecular function: monooxygenase activity; iron ion binding; oxidoreductase activity, acting on paired donors, with incorporation or reduction of molecular oxygen. The transcript has 6 exons.